GAAGACGUGGAGACUCGCAGCAGGAAGAUCUUGUUCAAGGCUGUAAGAGAUUGGAGCAACAUCCGCUGCUUUAUAAUAGCAGGUGUGGCCGGGGCUCAGCAAGCGCAGGGCCAGUCGAGGCGUUUCACAACCAUGGAUGUUGAUGAGGAAGAGAACAUGAGUUCAUGCAGCACCGACGUAAAGGAAAACCGCAACCUGGACAACGUCUCUUCUAAGGAGGGAGCUGGCCUGGUGGAGCAGCUCCCCAACGGUAGUGGAGGAGGGGGUCGCAAGCGGCCCCUGGAGGAGGGCAACAAUGGCCACGCGCACUCCAAAUUCAGACCCAAGAAACGUAAGAAAAUGCCAGGGCCGGUUCUGCCCAAGAACGCCCUGAUGCAGCUGAACGAAAUCAAACCGGGUCUGCAGUACAAGAUGCUCUCGCAGACCGGCCCGGUCCAUGCACCGGUCUUCGUCAUGACUGUUGAGGUUAACGGUCAGUUGUUCGAGGGCUCGGGGCCUACGAAGAAAAAGGCCAAGUUGAACGCCGCCGAGAAGGCGCUGCGCUCCUUUGUGCAGUUCCCAAACGCGUCCGAGGCGCACCUGGCCAUGGGCCGUACGCUCACCGUCAACACGGAUUUCACCUCCGACCAGGCUGACUUCCCUGACAUGCUCUUCAACGGGUUUGAGACGCCGGCACCGAACGAGGAAAUGUUUUUUCUGGGCUCCAACGGCAACGGCUCCUUAAAACAGCUGGGAGAGUAUCCCGUGCCCCAGAUGCCAGGUACGAACAGCCUCAUGCAGGCGCCGCUGCCGCCGCCCUCCUCCUCGGCCAGCGGCAAAAACCCUGUCAUGAUUCUCAACGAGCUGCGGCCGGGCCUCAAAUACGAGUUUGUGUCGGAGAGCGGGGAGAGCCACGCUAAGAACUUUGUGAUGUCGGUGACUGUGGACUCGCAGACGUUUGAGGGCUCGGGCCGAAAUAAGAAACUUGCUAAAGCCCGGGCUGCCCAAGCGGCUCUGUCGGCACUCUUCAACAUGCAACUGGACCAGACCCCGUCCCGCCAACCCAUCCCGAGAGAGGGGCUACAGCUGCACCUGCCGCAGGUCCUUGCAGAUGCCGUUUCUCGUCUGGUAGUGGACAAAUUCAGCGAGCUCACUGACAACUUCACGUCUCCACAUGCACGACGGAAAGUUCUGGCUGGCGUCGUCAUAACAACAGGCACCGAUGUCAAGGACGCUCAGGUCAUCUGCGUCUCCACGGGAACCAAGUGUAUAAACGGCGAGUAUAUGAGCGACCGUGGGCUGGCGCUCAACGACUGUCACGCUGAAAUCAUCGCUCGCCGCUCUCUGAUCAGGUAUCUCUACAUGCAGCUGGAGCACUUCUUAAGUAACAAUAAAGAGGAGCACCAAAAGUCCAUAUUCACGCAGUGUGACAAGCGUGGCUUCCGGCUGAAAGACAACGUCCAGUUUCAUCUUUAUAUCAGCACAUCACCCUGUGGAGACGCCCGGAUCUUCUCUCCUCACGAGGCGGGUGUAGAGGACCAGGGAGACAGACACCCAAACAGGAAGGCAAGGGGCCAGCUGAGGACCAAGAUCGAGUCUGGAGAGGGAACCAUCCCUGUGCGCUCUAGUAACACCAUACAGACGUGGGACGGAGUCCUGCAGGGCGAGCGGCUGCUUACGAUGUCAUGCAGUGACAAAAUCGCGAGACAGUCACUGAUUAUAAUGGGUUCAAUAGUAGGCUAUUUUGUCGCACCGCUCACGUCCAGUACACUUAUCCUUUCUAAUUUAAUUAAAUUAGAAUUAAAAAGAAUCUUGUCAGUUAACGGUUCGUUUGCAGGAAUCAGUAACGCCGAGGCCCGGCAGCCGGGAAAGGCUCCUAACUUCAGUGUGAACUGGACGGUGGGAGAUCAGGCUCUAGAAGUCAUUAACGCCACCACAGGCAAGGAUGACAUGGGCAGAGCCUCACGUCUCUGUAAGCAUGCCCUAUACAGCCGCUGGGUGCGACUACACUCUAAGCUUUCGUCAACUCUCCGAAUCAAAGUGCCCAAGCCCAGCUCGUACCACGAAGCCAAACAAGCAGCGGUGGAGUACCAUACGGCCAAGCAAACGCUCAUCAAGGCCUUUCACAAAGCGGGUCUGGGUGCCUGGGUGAAAAAACCCAUAGAACAGGACCAGUUCUCGCUGAACUCUUGAAAAGGGAACAUAAAAAGACCAGGACAUGACAACAACCAGCUGUUAAUACUUCACUUGAUGUGUUGGGAUGUGUGUGUGUGUGAUGCUGUUUGUUUUUAGACAAACCAAGAGCCCUUUAGUGUCUGUCAUUUUGCUCUCUUUGUGUGAAUCAUGACUCUGCCUUUUUAAUUUGUAAUGUAGAAUCGGAUUUUCAUCUAACAUAUGUUUGUUUUGAAGUUAGCGGCAUUAGCCUUCAGCAGAUAACAGGACGUGAUGUCAUUUGUAACUGGAAAAAUUGUGUUUUUUUUGAGAGAGAGAGGGUUGUUCUGAAAAAACCUCGAUGCCGUAAACGUGCACGUUACUUGGCUUCAGGUCGACCACACCGCUGUGCACGGGUCUGAAGGUUUCCUGGUCCAGCCUACCCAAAUGCUGGCUCACCUUUUGAGCAUGGUUCUCCUUGAUAUGCAAAACAUAAGCAUAUUUAUAUUUUUUAUUCCAUUCCCUCUGGAUUUUAGAAGGGGAAGAAAUUCUAUCACAUAGAUCAUAACUAUACAGCAUGGUCCCUUUAGAUAGACAAACUUAUUUUGUCAGGACUUUAGUGUAGAAUUAGCGUACGCCGUCUUUCUAGUAAAAUAGAUUUCAGAUUUUAAUUUGACCUCGGAGGGAAACUUGAAUUUUUGCAUAUGGUUCCUACGUAAGCUGUAUUCCCAAACAGUGAUUUGAAUUGGAAAAUGGAGUAGUCUUAUGGAUGCAACCAAAGUGCAUUGAUGUUAUUAAACGAUGUGUCGUGGCUGUUGAGAUUUCUCAGAGGUCUUAAAUGCAUGUGCGAAUUACAUAAGGCACAAAGAAAGCCCUUUAUUCUGGGUUUAAUACUUUACUGGCCUAUAAUGGACCAUUUUAGAAGCCCUACUUUUAGGUGUCUACACUGUAUUGACUUUAAGCUGCAUGGAGUCCAUCGGAUCACUCCGAUCACCAAACAGCAGAUUUCCCAGUGAACCUGAUCUGCUAAUGUGAUCGAGUUACACAUAUGUUAAAGGAAUAGUUCAUCCAAUUAUGAAAAUUCGCUUCGCAUAGGGAAAAGACCAAACCUGGAAUCAUGAUCCAUUUGAAACGACAUGUAGGUGAGUCUAUUUCUGGAUGAGCUCUUCCUUCAACAUUCAUGCUGCAUUUAGUCACUGCAGGUUUGAGAGCAGGGCAUUGUGGGAGUUUUUCAAGAUGGCAGAAUGGUCUGUAAAAUGCACGUUUAUUAUUGACAAAAGCCAUCUCUGCAUGCGGAAGCGAGGGUUUGCAGAGGCGACUCUGACUUUCACUUUAUCCUUGCGACUUGUUUGAGGAUUUUUUUUAUUUCCUGCAUAGACCUGAAUGCCUACAUUCCUCCUCAGAGAUGCUUCUGUAAGACUGAAUUCAGCUGUGUCCUUGAGGAUGAGGUUUCCCCUCUGCAGACUUGUGCUGUAGUAAGGUCUGAGCCAGGAGCUCAGUUGCUCUUUGAUUUAUGACUUAUCCAGUGCAGCAUGUUUGACUGGUAAGGUUAUUGAGAGCUGAGAAGCAGAAGUAUUUCUAUACCGAUCAUUCAUUUUUAAAGUUUGGCUUUGGUGGUUUUCAGAUUCCAGGAGUGUUGCUGUAUAAUAUAAACUCCUGAUGGGAUUUAUAACAUUUCAGUCAUAAUUUUACACUUAAAAA
Messenger RNA from Sinocyclocheilus rhinocerous, 3831 nucleotides. RefSeq names its product double-stranded RNA-specific editase 1-like. The record is from RefSeq and is a predicted model, not a curated record. Gene Ontology annotation, cellular component: nucleolus; cytoplasm. The transcript is spliced from 10 exons. Gene Ontology annotation, molecular function: double-stranded RNA binding; adenosine deaminase activity; tRNA-specific adenosine deaminase activity. Lineage: Eukaryota; Metazoa; Chordata; Actinopteri; Cypriniformes; Cyprinidae. Gene Ontology annotation, biological process: RNA processing; adenosine to inosine editing. Bases 133 to 2172 code for a protein of 679 amino acids.